AGCCCCAAGGAAAAUAAAUAAAACAAAUAAACCCUAAAUAUCAGUCAUCCUCACGCUGAACUUCCUCUUCUUCACAUUUCUUCCACUAAUCCCCUCCGUCUAUCCCUACGCCCCUUGUGCCGAUCAUUCUCGCUGGGCCUCUGCCUUGCCGUCGCCGCGUGUUAGGAAAUGGGUGACAAGAAAAAGAAAGCUACCAUGUUCAUCCGACUUGUAUCAGCUGCUGGGACUGGAUUCUUCUAUGUCAAAAGAAAGCCAACCAAAAUUACAGAGAAGCUCGAGUUCCGAAAAUACGAUCCCCGGGUCAAUCGACAUGUUUUGUUUACGGAAGCAAAAAUGAAGUGAAAGAAGAGAAAAAAAAAUCGUCCUUUUAGCUUGGACCUAUUCUUCUUCCAAAUUUCGUUUGGUCCUUAGUUUUUGGAGGCUUAGCAAUUAGUCUUCUCCAAUUUAGACUGAUGUUUCACAUUUGCUAGUUUUUCCCUUGGCUCAUCUUCAUCCUUUUGUGAAACACAUCAAAUUCUAUGGCCGGGAAUUGUUUGCCCCCUUGAUCUCUUCUGGUCAAAUGUGUUGAGAUAAAUUAUAAGAUAUAGUUUUGAGUUAUUAAGCUUGUUACAUCUUAGACUUGAUUUAUUUUUAUUUGUAAAACAGAAAAAUUCUAUGGGUAUGAAUUCUUUGCCCCUUGAUAUCUUCCAGUGGAAUGUGUUAAAGAACUUACA
Messenger RNA from Benincasa hispida (wax gourd), 713 nucleotides. RefSeq lists its product as uncharacterized. Lineage: Eukaryota; Viridiplantae; Streptophyta; Magnoliopsida; Cucurbitales; Cucurbitaceae. Gene Ontology annotation, cellular component: large ribosomal subunit; ribosome. The record is from RefSeq and is a predicted model, not a curated record. Gene Ontology annotation, molecular function: structural constituent of ribosome. Gene Ontology annotation, biological process: translation.